GUGACCCACACUAGGAUUAUUCCCCACGCUCAUAGAUUGCAAUGUUGCAUCGCCCGCUUCUCUUUCAUGCAUUUCAAAUUCAAAGUUCUCAUCAUCGGCUUCCGUUUUUCUUUCAUUCAGACACGCUAACGGUCCAAAUCUUAUACUCUGCAACAGAGUUCCGAGUAGAAUUACACAACAUUCAAUCGGACGACAAUGGAAGGCGAAGAACCUCCAUUUCUCUCCCCGUCACCAUUUCCGUCUUCUUCUUCUUCUUCUUCUUCUCAUCUUCUCAAAGACAUCUCAAAUUUCAAGACCCCCAAACGCCCCUCCCAAGUUCCCAUUUUCAACUCCCCCUGCCCACAAUUCUUCACUGCCUCCAAACAAACACCUCACAUAUCUUCGUCUUUACGCCGCCACCGCCCUUCUCUUGCUCCACCCUCCUCCGCCUCGGCACGCUCCAAGGCCACGGCCCGCAGGCUCAAGGCCUUCGAGCUCGAGCAGUCCAAGUCCUCUCGCAGGGCUCUAAUCAAGAAAGAACACUCGCUGAAAUCCCUGGCCAAGUCGCUCACCGUCUGGCUCAACUUCCUGUUCGAGAACCCCGGAUCCUGCGGCUGUGAUUUAUCCAUCCGAGGCGAUGGGGAUCGUGCGGCCGCGAAGGGUAAGAGGGACAGUGGGCCUGGAAUCGAGGUUGGCGUCGAUGCCGCACGGCGGAGCCCCAAGAGGCAGAGGGAUUUGCUGUGGCGGGCCGGGGAGAAGUCCGUGUCCGAGUUUUCGGAUUCGAUGUUUUCAAAUUUACGUUGUUCUUUGAAAGAUGUGUGCAGCUUCGACGACUUGAAGCAGCGGAUGCGAGUUUAUUUGAGCCUGGGGAGUUGCAAGCAGAUUUUCGAAGUGAUGACUCAAGUGACCAAGAAUAUUGAUGAAGGGAGGUUGAAAAUGAAGGCACAUUGCCCUAUAGUAACAGAUUUUGGAUUGAAAGAGACGGCCACUAGAAUUCUCAUGAGUUAUAAUCCGAUAUGGCUUCGGAUUGGAUUGUACAUUGUAUUUGGUGGCGAUUCUUUGUUGUCCAAUGCAGAUGUUAAUUCCGAACAAGAAAUCGCAUUUUUGAAAAUGAUUAUAGAGAAGCAGUUCUUCUCGCAUGCGGGUCUUGCAAAGGCUUAUGCCUAUAACAAGAUGGUAGAAGGCCUAUAUAGACCUGGUUACUAUGAAACUCUUGGGAAUGUUAUAUUGAAGAGAUUUUUGCUGCUUGCUCUUAUCCUUGAUAAAGCUAAAUGUCAGAGUAGCCUUUCACUUAAGUACGGUAUCGAUGGAUUGGAUGGGGGCUCUCCGUUAUUGUUUAUGGUGCAAUCUGGUAUUAAAUCAAGCUAUCAAGUGGUCCAAGAUUUUCUUUCAUCGGAUGUAAUGCAUGGGGAGGGUAAACUUUUAGCACAUCUGCUGAUAUUGGGAUACAAGGUUACUUAUAAACAGAGUCCACUCAUUGAAUAUGACUUCAGAGUUACAGAUUUAUUCGUGGAACUCCAAGAUGGGGUGCGGCUCUGUAGAGCCAUUCAGCUCUUGCUGCAUGACUCUUCUAUCCUCACGAAAAUUGUUGUUCCAUCAGAUACUCGUAAGAAGAAUUUGGCAAAUUGUGGCAUUUCCCUGCAGUAUCUUAGGCAGGCUGGUGUGAUGCUCUGUGAUGAAGAUGGAAUGAUGAUUGUGGAAGACGAUGUCGUUCAGGGAGAUAAGGAACUUACUCUUUCCUUGCUGUGGAAUAUUUUUGUUCAUUUGCAGUUACCUCUUCUGAUCGACAAAGCAAUUCUAUUUGAAGAAAUUUGUAAAGUCCGUGGAGUUCACGAGGAGGACUCAGGCAGCCUCAACUUCACUCAUUUGGAAAUGCUUUUGAAUUGGGUUCAGGCCAUAUGUCAAAAUUAUGGUUUCAAGAUUGAGAAGAAUUCUUCAUUGGUUGAUGGAAAAGCCAUAUGGUGCUUGCUUGAUUAUUACUUCCGCAAGGAACUUCACUGUUCUUGUUCUUUAAAGGAUUGUCAAAAAGCAACUAGUAAGGAAUCAAUCAUGUCAGCUACUGAUUAUCCAGAUGCAGUGCACAAUUUUAUUUUAUCACAGAAACUGACAACAUUAUUGGGAAAUUUUCCUGAGGUUCUGCAAAUCAGUGAUAUACUUGAAUAUAAUGGAGCAUGUAAUGAUCAGAGUGUGGCCAUUCUGUUGGUGUUCCUUGCAUCACAACUGGUUAUGAAGAAAAAUAUGGAUCAGUUGAAUUUCCAUAAAUUCUUAGGUUGUGAUUGUAAAAGUCUAGAGAGAAAACAUUUCUGUCAGGAGCGGUGCUCUGUCAGUUCUGCGGAAGUACAAAAUCAAGAGACGGAUUGGCACAGUGCCAAAGAUGCCGUCAAAAAGUUUAAGGCCAUCCAGGCUUGGUGGCAAAAUAUGGUUGAACAAAACUACAAAAAUGUUGCAAAAGCAGCUCCUCCUUCACCACGCUUAUCAACAGUCAAAGACAUUAUUAGCAUUCACAGAGAAGAUGCAGCAAAAGUGAUACAAUCUCAUUUCAGAAGAUUGAUUGAACGUCGCUAUUUCUUAAAGAUGGUGAACGCUGCUUCUUUUUUGCAAAUUGUAAUCCGAGCUUGGUUAACUGUGAGAAAUAAAUCCACUUGUAUAAAUUUUGACACUGUUCGAGCUGAGAAGUUAUCAAGUGGAAGAUGGAAACAAACAAAAAUAGGGAACAGAUAUUUGACAUUCAUUGCUGAUAGGCACAGUUUUAUCAAGUUGAAGAGGUCAGUGUUACUUAUCCAGCGAGUGACAAGGACUUGGAUCAAUCGAAGACAUCUUGGUGGGAGUAUUCUAAUUGAUGAUGAGUCCACUCUUGAUAUGGUCAAUGCUUCUGUUGUUGUAGAGAAAUCUGGUUGUGGAUUCAUUCAUGGGGUUGCUUUAGAGAAAAGUUCAAACUUGUGUGAAGAAAAGAGAGCAAAUGAUCUUCAAGCAAAAGCUGUGAUUAAAAUUCAGCUUGCUUGGAAGAAUUUUAUCAUCUGCAGAUCUCUCUGCAAUCAGCACUCUGCUGCAACUAAAAUUCGGAGUCAUUUCCUUGGUUGGCUCUCGAGAAGAAGAUUUCUAAGUCAAAGACAAGCAUCAGUAAAAAUACAAAGUAAUAUCCGCAUGAAAAGAUGUUGGAGGGCUUACCAACAAUACAAAAUUGUCUGCAAUCAGCACUCUGCUGCAACUAAAAUUCGGAGUCAUUUCCUUGGUUGGCUCUCGAGAAGAAGAUUUCUAAGUCAAAGGCAAGCAUCAGUAAAAAUACAAAGUAAUAUCCGCAUGAAAAGAUGUUGGAGGGCUUACCAACAAUACAAAAUUGUCUGCAAUCAGCACUCUGCUGCAACUAAAAUUCGGAGUCAUUUCCUUGGUUGGCUCUCGAGAAGAAGAUUUCUAAAUCAAAGGCAAGCAUCAGUAAAAAUACAAAGUAAUAUCCGCAUGAAAAGAUGUUGGAGGGCUUACCAACAAUACAAAAUUGACAACUCAGCCACCGUUAUUCAAUCUUUUGUACGCGGAUGGAUUGUUCGGAGAGGAGCUUGUAGACGCAAGCAUCUCAUUGUUGCAAUCCAAAGACAUUGCCGUGGUUGGUUAAUAAGAAGAGACUUCUUGUUCAAAAGAGAGGCUGUUACAAAGAUACAAAGUGCUAUUCGAUAUGUGAUAUGCUGGAAUACAUUUCGGUGUCAGAGACAUGCUGCACUUGAGAUUCAACGGUUUGUCAGGGGGCACAUUACUCGGAAAAGGCUCUUAGGGGCUUGUAGCAUGCGUGCCGUCAGUCCUAGUGGCUGCUUGUUAAAGAGUUCAAGAUGGUGUCUCAAGAGUAUUGAACUGGAAAUGUUUUUAUGCUCAGUUGUGAAGCUGCAAAAGUGGUGGAAGAGUGUUUUGUUUCUGAAAUUAAGAACAGAAGCUGCUGUCAUUAUUCAGUCUCAUUUUCGUGCAUGGCUUGCCAGGCAAAUUGCUGCUAGAGAGAAGCAUCGUAUUGUUGUGGUCCAAUCUUACUGGAAAGGUUAUCUUGCUCGUAAAGAGCUAAGAGGGCAGCUUCUUGAUUUGCGUGUCAGAGUGCAGAAGUCUUCUACAAAUGUGGAUGACAGUCAGCGUAUCAUAAACAGACUUCUGGCAGCACUUUCAGAACUGCUUAACAUGAAAAGUGUCAGCGGCAUUCUUCAUACUUGUGCAACUCUAGAUAUGGCUACUGAACACUCUCAGAAGUGUUGUGAAGAACUUGUGUCCGCGGGAGCAAUUGACACCUUGCUGAAGCUUAUUCGUUCGGUCAGCAGAAGCAUACCAGAUCAAGAGGUUCUAAAGCAUGCUCUCUUAACUCUCCGAAACCUUGCCUGCCAUCCACAUCUGGUUGAAGCGCUAAUUGAUAGUCAUGGAUCUGUAGAAAUCAUUCUCUGGGAAUUCCUAAGGAGCAAGGACGAAGGAUUUUUCAUUGCUUCCGAGCUUUUGAAGAAGAUAUGUUCAACUCACAAAGGUGUUGAAGCCAUUCGCAAGUUGCCAACCCAUUUAAAAAGGCUUCAGAGUCUGGUUGAGGAACUUACAAGGAAAGCAAGCCACGAGAAGAGGAAUACACGAGGUCCAGCUGCAAGAGAAAACGUAGAGAGAAGAUUAAGAGAGGCUAUCCAAGUAGUAAAAGUGGCAGCAAAUGGUCCAGUUUAGCAAAUGAUGCUUGCAGUGCAAAGAGACAUAUCUUAUGUUAGGAAUAUAGCUGUGUAUACUUGCCAUUGAAAUUUCACGUUCGUUUAGUGCGAUAGGGAACUUGACUGUCUUGGCGAGAUUUGAUUGUUUUGUGGUUGUCAGGAUCUAUGCUGCGUGCAUGAUCAGUGCACGGUCUUAUGGUGGGAGAUUUUAGGAAACUGUUGUAAUCAGUGCCUGCUCUGUACCUUGAUUUGAUAGAUGAUUUUUUGGAAGAAGUUCGUAACAUGUCUGUCAGAUUUAAGCUGCCA
Carya illinoinensis is the source of this 4940-nucleotide messenger RNA. Its product is annotated as abnormal spindle-like microcephaly-associated protein homolog. The coding region runs from base 196 to 4653 and encodes 1485 amino acids. Gene Ontology annotation, molecular function: protein binding. NCBI's taxonomy places the organism in Eukaryota, Viridiplantae, Streptophyta, Magnoliopsida, Fagales, Juglandaceae. The transcript has 20 exons. Gene Ontology annotation, biological process: establishment of meiotic spindle localization; spindle organization; mitotic cell cycle. The record is from RefSeq and is a predicted model, not a curated record. Gene Ontology annotation, cellular component: spindle pole.